This is a messenger RNA of Asparagus officinalis (garden asparagus), 483 nucleotides long. RefSeq lists its product as uncharacterized. Lineage: Eukaryota; Viridiplantae; Streptophyta; Magnoliopsida; Asparagales; Asparagaceae. The record is from RefSeq and is a predicted model, not a curated record. The coding region runs from base 1 to 483 and encodes 160 amino acids. The transcript has a single exon.
AUGAAUUUCCUUGUUUACCCUUUACAUGUUCCUAUUCCUGAAAAUGAUGCUCCAAAUGAGGUGGAGCAAAUGCCUAAUAUUAAUCAAUCCGAAUCACCUCCUGAAGAGAAAUUGAAUGAUAUAAUUAUUAAAAAUCAAGCUGAGAUUAUUCCUAAUGAGGUGGAGCAUGAUAUGCAGGAAAUAGAUAACAUGCAUGAUUUGAAUGAUUAUCAACUCACUAGGGAUAGAAAUAAAAGAACCAUUAGGAAACCUGAAAGAUAUAGAGAUUGCAAUUUGAUUGAUUGUAAUAUGUCUGAGUUUGCCUUUAAUGUGUUUGAAUCCCUUGAGUGCAAUGAACCUAAGACUUAUAGAGAAGCAUUAAGGUCAAAAUAUUCUGAAGAAUGGAUUAGUGCUAUGAAGAGUGAGAUGAAAUCCCUAAGAAUUAAUCAAAUAUGGAAACUUGUUCCUAAACCUGCUAGUUGUUCUGUAGUGGACUGUAAGUGA